AUGAAGGAUGCCUAUGAUUAUUACAUGCCUAGAGUUACUGGAAAUCUGGAUUUCAGGGAUUUGUGGUCUAUAAAAGUUCCUCUUAGACGUGCAUACAUUGCUUGGAAGAUAAUGCACAACAGAAUUGCUACUGAUGAUAAUGUGAAGACACAGGGAGUUGAUGCAGCGAACUGUUGCAACUUAUGUCCCUCUUCUUGUUGCAAGAAACUCAAUCUCAUCUAUUCUUUGACUGUGUAUUUGCUAACUCUCUUUGGAGAUGGAUUAUGCAGGUUUGAGCACUGCCUUAUUUCCUCCAAUCAAGCCAUUACUCAUUUGAAAAACCUAAUUGUUGAGUCGAGUAGGCAUAGUGGUGGUUUCUCCUUUAAUACUUCUGUAGACAAGAUCAUUCUUGAUUUCCUGGGCAUUAAGAGUCUACCUCCUAAGAUGCCAAAAGCUAUCUCGGUUAAAUGGAAAUCUCGUAUUCCUGGUUGGAUUAAAGCCAACAUAGAUGGCUGCUCUAUUGGUAAUCCAGGUCCUUCCGGAUGUGGGAUGGUGUUUCGCGACUCUCAUGGUUUGGAUAAAGGUUGCUUAGCUCAAAACUUGGGUUUUAAUAAUUCUUCUUGGGCUGAGCUUUAUGGAGCAAUUUAUGCUCUUCGUUUGGCCUGUGCAAAGAGAAUACAAAGACUCUGGCUUGAAUGCGACUCUAUCUUUGUCUUACAGGCUAUCAAGAAUCCAGAUUUGGUCACUUGGACGCUAUCUACCCAUUGGAGCAAUUGCUUGAAAUUUGCAUCUUCAAUUAAAUUUGUUUGCACUCAUAUAUACCGUGAAGGUAACUCGGUGGUAGGCCUUUUGGCCAAGCACGGUGCUCUGGUUAAGUCUCGUUGGUGGAUUGAGCCUCCAAAUUUCACAAGACGGAAGCUUCUCAUAGAUAACUCUAUUUUACCGCUGUACCGUUUUCGUAAUAUGUAA
Molecule: messenger RNA, 948 nt
Organism: Papaver somniferum (opium poppy)
Lineage: Eukaryota; Viridiplantae; Streptophyta; Magnoliopsida; Ranunculales; Papaveraceae
Exons: 2
Coding region: 1-948 (315 amino acids)
Molecular function (GO): nucleic acid binding; RNA-DNA hybrid ribonuclease activity
Source: RefSeq, a predicted model, not a curated record